AUGCUAGUGGACCAUAUAUCAUCAGCACGUGUUGCUGUUAAAUCCUAUACCAUACUAGGAACAGGUAAUUCAAGUGUUCAGUUGAUUAUGAAUGGACACCUCCUGAUAUGCUUUCCUUUCAUAGAAGGCUCGAAAGGAAAUGUUGGCGAUGAAACAUUGAUUAUGAUGCUUAAACAGAUGGGAUGGGAUUGGAUGGAUCUAUUGUAUUCGAUGAGCAUCCAAACCUUCCGUUCUCUUUCUUCCUUCGGAGGUGCUAGAGAAGGUUUUGUCUGGUGCGUCUUCUUCAACCUCCUGACCCCAGCGCUCCACGAUUGGGGGUAG
This is a messenger RNA of Lactuca virosa, 321 nucleotides long. Lineage: Eukaryota; Viridiplantae; Streptophyta; Magnoliopsida; Asterales; Asteraceae. The record is from the annotation of a GenBank genome assembly.